Molecule: messenger RNA, 3900 nt
Organism: Mercenaria mercenaria
Lineage: Eukaryota; Metazoa; Mollusca; Bivalvia; Venerida; Veneridae
Product: delta(14)-sterol reductase TM7SF2-like
Exons: 10
Coding region: 134-1666 (510 amino acids)
Biological process (GO): sterol biosynthetic process
Cellular component (GO): nuclear inner membrane; endoplasmic reticulum membrane
Molecular function (GO): oxidoreductase activity, acting on the CH-CH group of donors, NAD or NADP as acceptor
Source: RefSeq, a predicted model, not a curated record
GGUCCACGAUAGGGUAAUUUUUAUUCAGGCAAUUUUCUGAGCAAACAAUGAUUAUACAGUUUUAUAGUUAUUUACUUUUAUUUAUACAACAGGAAAAGGUGUCAUCCAAGAGGAUUUACUCCGCCGGGUAAUCAUGCCAUCCAAGAGGACUACUGGGGUGAGAUCUAGGUCCAGAAGUACUAAGACCAGAUCUAGUAGGAGUCGAAGUCGUAGCCGAAGUAGAAGUCGCUCCAGAGGAAGGAGCCCGGGAAGGCCUAAGGCAACAAAACCUAAAGCAUCCACUCCAAACAGGACAACAAGAUCCAAGUCUGCAACACCCACUAGAAUGUCAGCAAGGAUUGCAGCAAAAUCCCAUGAGGGUGAGACGAAACCGGUAUCACAGACUGUAGAGAGGAAUGAAAGUGAGAAAAAAGUAAUGGCAAAAUCUUCACAUACUGAAUUUGGUGGCGCAUUUGGAACAUUCCUGAUGAUGUUUUUCUUACCUGCUACACUCUAUUAUGUGAACAUGGCUUGUUCAAAGAAAAACUGCAGCAUUAAAAAUAUUCACAAUUGCUCUGGGAAGUGGUCAUCAUUCUUUGAUGUGCAGGCAGCGCUUAUAUUUGUCGGAUGGUUUGCAUUCCAAGCUGUUCUGUACAUGAUUCCAGUUGGAAAGGUAGUACAGGGACCACCCAUUGUCAUCAGCAAUCAUCAUAGGCUGUCUUACAGGUGUAAUGGUUUCUUUGCUUAUGUUGUCAGUCUGGUAGCAUUUGCUGUUGCUGUUUACUAUAAAGUGCCGGUAACCAUUGUUUAUGACAAGUUCCUGCAGUUGUUAACUUCAGCUGUCUUGUUCUCAUUUGCCCUUGCUGUGUUUGUGUACAUAAAGGCAAGAUUGGGACCAACUAGAAAUCUGGCACCUGCUGGAAAAACUGGAAACAUUGUCUAUGACUUUUUCAUGGGCCAUGAGCUGAACCCAAGGAUUGGACAGUUUGAUAUUAAGUUUUUCUGCGAGAUGAGACCAGGUCUGAUUGGCUGGGUGAUCAUAAAUCUCGUUUUCCUCGUGAAGGAUUAUCAACUGGAUGGAAAAAUAGAUUAUGCUUUAGCUGCUGUAGUUUUCUUCCAGGCACUCUAUAUUGCUGAUGCAUUAUGGUUUGAGGAUGCCAUUUUAACAACUAUGGAUAUAAUCUAUGAAGGAUUUGGUUUCAUGUUGAGUUUUGGUGACCUUGCCUGGGUUCCAUUCCUCUACUGCUUACAAGGCCGUUAUCUCCUGGAACAUCCAAACCCAAUGCCCUGGUACUGUUUGGCUAGCAUUGUCGUUCUCAACUUUAUUGGAUAUUACAUAUUCCGGGGCAGCAACUCUCAGAAAAAUGAAUUCAGGAAGAACCCGGAUAAUCCAGCUCUAGCACAUCUUCAGACUAUCCGUACUGGAACUGGCAAGAAGCUUUUAGUAUCUGGUUGGUGGGGAUUGUGCCGGAAACCUAACUACCUCGGAGAUAUCAUCAUGUCACUUGCUUGGUCCCUUCCUUGUGGAUUCACCACUGUCAUGCCUUACUUCUAUCCCAUCUAUUUCUUCAUUCUGUUGGUACACCGAGAACGUAGAGAUGACGCUCUGUGUAGGAAAAAGUACGGUGCCAGUUGGGACCGCUACUGUGAGAAGGUUAAAUCGAGGAUCAUACCUGGUAUAUACUAGAGAAAAACUUACCAUAGACACUGCCAUUCCACUUGGAGAUUAGAUUAUUUGGAAGUGUGCUUGACAUUUACAGUUGUACUUAAGCAGAUGUAGAAUUAUUUAGUAAGACACAUGAUCUCAGCAAAUGGCCUUUAGUUUAAUUACCUGUUGUGUUUGGUAGUGAAUUAUGUUAAUUAAUGAAUUUUAGAAUGUUAGAUUCUGAUUUUCUAAAUUAUUGCUGUCUAUGGAAAGACAGACACAAGAAAAAAAAUGACCACAGGAGAAAGAAAUAACAUUAAGGAAAUUUUUAAGAAGUCAAGAAAAUCAAAGAUGGUUCUGUAUCAAAUUUAAUUGUAUUAAGAAAUUAGAAAAAAAAUUCUAACCACAAAAGACAUAAUAUGAGUCGUGCCAUGAGAAAAACCAACAUAGUGGGUAUUAUGCUGUCCCAGUAUUGUUUUAGUCAUUUAGUGCAUUCCUAGUAUUAUACACCACUCAGGAAAGUAUGGUUUCAGAUUUUUUGUAAAUGCAUUCAGCUAUUGGCAGUACAUGUAUUUUUACAUGCUUACACAAGUUGCAGAAAUGAUAUUCUGCAUUCUUAAUAUUCAGACCAAGAGCAGACUUUUAUUACUAGUUAGAGCGUAAAACUGUUCAAAUUCUCUUGGUUUAUUGUCGUAAACUUAAUGGUUUCGAACUUAAUUCUAAUUUUUACAAGUACAUCAAAAGUGUUAAAGUAAACAAGAUAUAUCGGGAGCUAAAGAAAUUCUUAAGAUGUUACUGAAUGUUUUGUCAUUUUAAACUUUAAAACGCAUGUUAUAAAACAGUAGAUGGCAGACUUUUUUUCCGGUUUAGUUUUGUUGUUUUUCUUUUAAUUUCCUGAUUUUAAAUUCUCAGGCAUAUAGGUAUAUUACAGUGAAAUGUUGAAGAACAUGAAAGAUUCAAGCCAAACACGAGAACAAUAAUUCUGUGAUUUGUACCUAUAUGGGAGAAAGAGACCAUCAUUUAUGCUUUUUGUUAAUGGACAUUACUUUUAUGGGGGAAAAAUCGUAGGUGAUCAUGUUUUAAUUAGACUUUUCUUAGGUAUUUAUUUAAAAGAGCAUUAUCAGAUUUUACAUUGUAUUUUUAGAUGUAAAUGAAAACUUGGGAGUGUACAUAUUUGUUGUAUUAUACAUGUAAAAACUGUUGUAAAUAUGUUGUAAAUUUUCAUUUUAUUUUUUCUUUACAUUUUGCAUGAUUUUACUGAUAAUACAGUUCUUAAUUGCAAGUUUUUCCUGACUUUUAAAAAAUGCCAUUGCCUUUGUACAGGCUUUGCGAAAUUGCUGGACAGAUUGCCCGACAUCACAUUGCAGUCAUGCCUAGCUUGGACUCUUUCAAGCGGGCUGUUUUAAAAUGUAACUUUCAGGUCAGCAAGGGAUGUUUUUAACACUAAACUUUUUCUUACUUCUAUCUUAUUUUACACAACAUGCUGUCUGCUUUAAUUCAUAUUCUCAUAACCUACUAGGAACUUUCCUAGUAGUGUUUUAAUGUUUCUUUUCACUUUAUUGUGGCCCACACUCUGUCCAUAACACUUGAAAGAGGGGUGUGACAGAAAAUAUAGUUAGAGAUAUAACAUCCAGUUAGAGUAACUUGAAGGAUUAAAAUUUGUCUGACAGGGCCAGUUCUGCCAUUAACCAUUGUAGUCAAUGGCUAAUAAAGUGCCACUUUGGCUACAAAUUUUUCAAUUUAGCAAUGAAUUUGAUGGUCCAUUUUGCAAUUUUAAACAUAUUUUUGUAUGAUUUUAACAGCCUUUUCUUUAUUUGGCUACAGCCAAUUAUUGGCCAGGGUCGGCAGUCGGACCAACAUUUUCAUUUAAAAAAAAGUUGUUCCAUAUGAAGUAGUGUUGUAACUUCUAACAGUUUUUGAUUGUUAUUUGUAUGAUUAAGAGUGACUGACAAGUCAUUAAAAUAUUACACUUUCUAUCAAUGGAAUUUCUCAAAAAGUUAUCAGGCAUGCUUGCAAUUUUGACUAACAUGUAAGACAGUCUAGCAACUUCCAAAGUCUGUUCCUAUUUGUAACUGUAAAGUUAUAUCAGUUGUUUAACAGUAGCAGCAAAAUGAGUUGAAUGAUGAAAGCAUGAAUGUUUAGGCUGUUAAUAUUGAAAAGUAUAAAUAGUCAUGAUUUUAUAAGUUAAUUUUAACACAUUUUCCUGUCCUAGGCAUUGGAUUUAGUCCUGACUAAACCAAAGACUUUGUGAAUAAAAGUAUUUUCCUACACAGCAA